AUGAAACGACAACGUGCUCCACAGCAGCGUCUCUCCUCCAUAGGAAGAGCACUGGCAGCAAGUGUUUCUUUUGGAGCCUUCUGCCUUCGGGUAAAGUCGACCGCUGCAGCAGCAGCGGAGGCACUGCUACUAGCGGACGAACCCUUAACGUUGACGGAGGGAAGCGGUUUGUACUGGGUCAAGGCCGCAGAUACGCGGGAGGGGCACGCGGCGGCUUGCCUCAGGAAUGGGCUUGACCCCACGCCGCCAGAUAUUUUCCUACCAGAUCAGGCGCUGCCGGCGUUGCAAGCAGCAGUGCCGGUAGAAGGAGCACCCGACGGGGCUGCAAGCAGCACGCCGCGAAACGCCUCCUCCUCCGAUGCAACAACGCCCCCGCCGGCACAGCCGCUUUGGUCGGAGAAUCUUUUGACGGUGAUCGCCAACGGUCUGGGUCUGGAGCUCGAGAGGUCCGGUGGGUUGGCGGGGUGCUGUGUUCCCGGGAUGUGGUGCGGGCCUCGCGGCUGCUACACGCUGGCCUUCGGGGACACCUUUUCCAACUACGGCGGGUACGUGGGAGUCCCUGCGGACGACUACAGCAUAUACACGUGCAAAGAGCCGAGCGUGCCGCUCGCGGCGCCCGUGGACUCAUCAACCCCGGCACCAGCGGUCAACGGUUCGGACCCGAGCCACGCUGCCUCUGCCCACGGCAGCACAACCGCAGCCCUGCCGACACUUUCUCCUACGGCUCCUGCCGCGGAAGUGGGAGAGGAGGCGGGCGACGGUUCCCCAGCCCCGCCGGUGCGGCCGACGGUCGUGUCCGUGGGGCCCGAGGUGGUGAAGGCGGGCGAGGCCCUUAUGGUGGUUGGCUCCGGGUUCGGGGAGGCGGUGUCGGACGUGCGGGUCAUGGUCGGCGGGCGGGAUUGUCGGGACCCCGAGCUGUGCCACCUGGUGUGCAGGCCGUGCGGCGAGGAGGACCGGUGCGAGUUCGACGAGAUGUGCAUGGAGGACGGCCUGUCCAAGGAAAAGGUUUGCCUGCCGAUAUGCGACGGCACGGAAGGCUCUUGCCCUUGCGACCACCGCUGCCUGCCGAAGCGCUUCGAGCUCCAGGGGGAGCCGCACAGCAUGGUGGUCAACCUCUGCCGACCACCAGACGCAGGCAAAUCCCAAUUUACUGUGCCACGGGAGCGUGCUUCGCGAGCAAGAGCGAAUACAGUGCACCGUUCCGGUGUUGGUGUGGGAUCAGGCGGAGACGGAGUCUUCCGAUAGAGCGGGCGUGGGACUGGGCCAAACGCCCUCCGUCCGCAGGGGAAGACAUCUCGAUGGUGAUGGCCGGCGUGGGGGUGAACGUG
Molecule: messenger RNA, 1328 nt
Organism: Ectocarpus sp. CCAP 1310/34
Lineage: Eukaryota; Phaeophyceae; Ectocarpales; Ectocarpaceae
Source: the annotation of a GenBank genome assembly